Emiliania huxleyi CCMP1516 is the source of this 1235-nucleotide messenger RNA. RefSeq lists its product as hypothetical. The record is from RefSeq and is a predicted model, not a curated record. Gene Ontology annotation, molecular function: cysteine-type endopeptidase activity. NCBI's taxonomy places the organism in Eukaryota, Haptophyta, Isochrysidales, Noelaerhabdaceae. Bases 29 to 1153 code for a protein of 374 amino acids. The transcript has a single exon. Gene Ontology annotation, cellular component: lysosome.
CUGAGGUCUCCACCCAGCCACCGCUCUCAUGUUCGCGCUCGCACACCACCCCGCGGCUGGAUACACGAGCGGCCAGCAAGACCGGUACGCCGCCUGGGCGGUGCGGUUUCGCAUGCCGCUGACAGAGGCGCACCGCGCAAUGUUUGAUGCGAAUGCUGUCCUUGUCGACCAACUCAGCGCGGCGCACAGCCCAUCCGCGGAGUUCUCCGUCGACGAGUCGCCCUUCGCCCACCUAUCUCCUCAAGAGUUUGCUGCUGCACGCCUCAAGAAGAUGGGCCCCGCCGCCACAGGUGCCGACCGUCCCGCUCUGACCGGCCUGCUGCAAGUGCCACCCGCGAGCUGGGACUGGCGGAGCCGUUCGCCCACGGUGGUGACGCCAGUGAAGGACCAGGGGGCCCUAGGGUCCUGCUGGGCCUUCUCCGCCGUCGGCAACGUCGAGGGGCAGGUUUCGAUCGCGGGCGGAAAAGCGGCGGAGGAGCUCUCUGUGGAGCAGCUCCUCGAGUGCGACCAGACGAGCGGCGUGCGGUCGGUGGACGGGGAGCGGUACGGCGACUGCGGUGCCUUUGGCGGCUGGCCCUUCCUCGCCUACGAGUACUGGAUUAAGGCGGGCGGCGUGCGCGCCGCGGCGCAGAUGCCGUACUGCUCUGGCGUCCCGUUUGGAGAGCGGGGCUCGUGCGACGCGUGCAUGCCCGAGGGCUACUCCAAGCGGCUGUGCGGCGACCAUGGCGACCUCUGGUGCAACCGCUCCUCGACCCGCGGGCAAGGCCUGCUCGGGCUCUGCCACUCGCGCGCCGGCACCGCCGCCCGCCUCAAGGGAUGGCGCCGCGUCGGCAGCAACGCGAGCGCGAUCGCCGCCGAGCUGGUCGCGACGGGCCCGCUCUCGAUCGCGCUCGACGCCACGCUCGCCUUCCAGUUCUACCGCCGCGGCGUGCUCGACCCGCCGCGCAGCCCGCUGCUGGGCGGCUGCGGCCGGCAGCCCGAGCUCAACCACGCUGUCCUCCUGGUCGGGUACGGGACGGACAAGGGCAAGGAGUACUGGACCGUCAAGAAUAGCUGGGGCGCAUCGUGGGGCGAGGAGGGCUACUUCCGGAUCAAGCGCGGGGAGGACAAGUGCGGGGUCGAGUCGGAGGUGACCACCGCGAGCCUCGCCUGAAUGCAGAAUGGACCGUGCGGGUGUGGAUGGGGCAGGGUGUGCUUUGCGCCAAAUCUUUUUCCUGUGUCGAGACUGUCUGCUG